Molecule: messenger RNA, 3523 nt
Organism: Ceutorhynchus assimilis (cabbage seed weevil)
Lineage: Eukaryota; Metazoa; Arthropoda; Insecta; Coleoptera; Curculionidae
Source: the annotation of a GenBank genome assembly
ACUAACCUUGAAUUGAAAAAAACACAGUAGGAAGAGGUUUUAUUUUUCAAUUAAUCAAAUAACAUUCUUUGAAAAAAAAAAGGAGAUUCAAAUAAAUACUGACUCUGUGGAGUUUUUGAAGAGUUUAAGGUAAUCUACUGCUUUGCUAUAACAGGAUUGUGACUGAGACAAAAUGUCUACACAAUUUGUAAGAGGCAGUAAUAGCCCCAGACAGCCACCAAACCCCCAACGCAUACAAAGCUUACUCGACGAGAACGGCCAUCUGAUUCAAACAAUCCAAGACUACCAGAGCAAAGGCAAAUGCCAAGAAGUAGUCCAAUACCAAACCCAGCUGCACCGAAACCUGGUCUUUCUAGCUACAAUAGCCGACAACGCCCAGAAUGUGAAUUCUCUUUUACCAAUGAUUCAGUCUAGUGCUCCUAACGGACCACCACCAGCAGGUCAACCGCCACCAGGCCCUGGAGGACCACCCCCACCAGGUGGGCCACCUCCCCAGCAACCAGUCCAUGGUCCUCCGCCACCUCAACAGCCCGCCCAAGAGCCUCAACACAUGAGCAACUACAACCAUCAGCAGCAACCUCCUCCGGGAGGCUACAGACAACCUCCUGGACCGCCUCAACAAGGCAGGCCUGGUCCUAGUCCUACUGGACCACCACCACCUGGACCUCCUGCACCGCAUCCAGGUUAUCCGCAAAGGGGAUAUCAGCAACCUGCUCAGUAUCCUAAUCCUAACCAGUAUCCACCACAAGGACAAGGCUAUCCUCCUCAGGCGCCUCCUCAAGGGCAGUAUCCGCCUCCAAAUCAGCCGCCUGUUUAUCCACCAAAUAGUCAAGCGAAUUAUGGACAACCGCCUCCAAGUAGCGGCUAUAACAAUUAUCAACAACCAGCUUAUGGUAAUCCUCCGCCAACAAACACCCCACCCCAAGGAGCCACCGCAACGGGUCCCUACCCUUCACCUAAUGUCCCACCACCUCAAUCUCAGUCACCCUAUGGCGCUCCACCCAACGGACCCGCUCCCUAUGCAGGACCGCCACCGCCACAAAACUAUCCACCGCCGCAAGGCAAUUAUCCACCCCCACAGCAAGGCUACACUCCGCCCCCUGCCCAGGGAGCUCCACAACAACAAGGCCCGCCGCCACCCCAAGGACCACCGCAACCUGGGCCUUACGGACCUGGACCUGAACAAGCACCUCCACCACCACAACAAGGUCCUCCUCCACAAAAUUAUGGCCAAUCCAAUGCGCAAUCGCCACCAUUUUCGUCAUCGCCAACUAGCAACUCGAGUCCACCUGUAAAUAGUGCUCCGCCACCUGGAAGUCCUGCAGGACCGACUCCACCACCCCCAACGUCGCAGCCCUAUCUGGCUCAACCACCUUAUAAUCCAAAUCCACAGGCAAAUCCCAAUGCUGGAUACACUUCUCCACCGAAUCAGUACCCACCGUAUGGUCCACCUAGCGGAGCAAACUACCCUCCCCAACCCAAUUAUCCACCUCAACCACAAUAUGCUCAGCAACCCCCUCAAGGCUAUCAAUAUCCCAGACCUCCGGCAGGUCAUCCGGGCGGCCCUCCUCCACAUCCAGGCCCCCCCACUCAUCAAGGCCCUGCCGGACAUCCGGGCCCUGCAAACCUACCUGGACCAGGAGGACAUGCUGGACCUGGAGGACACCCAGCAAAUCAUCCAGGACCUCCUAGCCAUCCAGGACCUGCAAGCCAUCCUAGUCCUGGAGGUCAUCCUGGGGCUGCGAAUCAUCCUGGACCUGGAGGUCAUCCUGGGCCUGCUGGACAUCCGGGACCGGGUCAAGGCCCGCCUGGACCUCCGCCUCAAGGACAGUAUGCGUAUAAUUAUCCUCCUCAGCCCAAUUCACAGUAAAUUAUUUUUAAUUAGAUAAGUGAAAAAUGCAUCUAUAUUAUCUAUUUGUGUUUUUAUUUUUAAACUAAUUUCUUAUUCUUUUUUUAAUUGUUACUAUUAGGUACUUUAUUUGAAUGACUUUUUUAAUUAAGCCUGAAAUAUGUGCCGCCAAAACUUUUUUUUGGGGGAUUAUAUUCAUUUUAGAUUUAAAUAAAUAGACAUAGGUAAUUUUUCUAUGUAGGAAUUUUAACUUUUGCCAAAUGUUCAAAUUAUGUAAGAAGAAAUCUUGUGCUUGGAAUAUGGAUAAAAAAAAGGCAUAAUUUUUUGGUGUAAAUUGACUUUUAUUAUACCUAAGAAUCAGGAAAUUAUGGGUAUUUUUUUCAAACAUCAAGUCACAUAUAAAAAUUAAUAUUAUUGGUCCAAAAAAUUAAAAUUUUUCAAAGUGUUCUUCAAAUAAAUUGACUUCACUGAUAACCAAAUCAGUUUCGGAAAAAUCGUCAAAAUUGGAUGUGUCCGCUGGACCUUUAAUUUUGGGCCUGUACGGAGGCUCGACCUGUCUAUUAUAGAUACCUUCGAAGUUUGUAUGAUGGAACCAUCUGUGACCUUUAAUAUCAGCACUGCCAUUUCGCAAAUUUCCAAAUCUAGUAGUGUAAUUCAAGAAAAUCAGAGUUUAAUAUUUAAUUAAUUAUAGUUACCUUCUGCUGAGAUCAAUUUGAAGUAAAUUUUUAAUAAGAUCAGUAAGUUCCAUGGUGAAAAAAGGCGGACAUUUAUAUUUGCAAGAGAUUAUUUUCUCGUAUACUUUCAUGGGAUCGGAGGAAGUAAACGGCGGAAAUCCUGCUGACAUUUCGAACAGCAACACCCCAUAGGACCACCAAUCGACAGCUUUGCCGUACCCUUUGCUCAGAAUAAUUUCCGGUGCGAUAUACUCGGGUGUACCGCACAGAGUCCAAGUGCGCCCUUUGACAAUCUAAAAGGUAAUUAAUUAAAGCUAAUAAUCCAAUGGGGGUUUUUAGUUGCCUUGCAAAAUCCCAUGUCGGCGAUUUUCAGGUAGCCUUUCAUGUCGAUUAAAAUGUUUUCAGGUUUUAAAUCACGGUAGAGGACGUCACAAUAAUGCAAAAAUUCGAGGGCUAGUAAUACUUGAGCGGCGUAGAAUUUUGAUAAAUUUUCGUCGAAUUUAUGAGAUCUGAAAAUGCAAAAUUUUAUUUGGAAUAAUUAUUUAAUCGAAUUAUAAUAAUUACUUUCUUAAAUGUGUGAACAUUUCACCACCAUUGAUGAAAGGCAUUAGCAAAUAAAUAAAACUGUUGUCUUUAAAGGAAAACUCCAAUGAGAUUAAAAACGGAAAUCUGGCAGAUUCUAGAAUUUUCUUCUCGUAAAGCGUAUGCUCGACUUGCUUCAGUUUAAUGAUUCUGAUUUUGUCGAUCACUUUCAUUGCGUAGAACGCUCUAGUUUGCUUGUGUUGGACUAAAAACUACAAAACAGAAUCAGAAAUAGUCGAAAAUGGUGAUGGUUUUUGGCUCACCACACGUCCAAACGAUCCGGUACCCAACGUUUUGGUUCGGUCAAAGUCCUUCAGGCCCUCGGUAUCUGAUGGUAUACUUCUUUGCCAUCUGUCGUAAAAUUCUUUACGUAAUUUUUCCAGGGUGUCUGCGUAACCGCUUUUUGUUCUUGUCCUCU